UGCCUUCACUUUCUGUGUCUUGCUUUGUAAGAGAAUAGGCUACAGAAAUAAGAUAUCAGAAAUACUACUGGAAAUUGGAAAAUGCUUGAAUAUCAGGAGUCCGCAGUGAAAGCAACAUCAGGUCAUCGGAUUUCCUUUUCGAUUGUUGACAUACUGGAUCCUAAAAAGUUCUCAAGUAAAAAAUCGCAUGCUGUGUCGGAGAAAGAACGGACGUCAUCUUCAGGUGACACGGAAUUGGGAAGUUUGAAGGAAUGGCGCAACGGGAAAGAAAGUACUGAGCUUUCAAUCUGCAAAAACAUAGGUGAUCAAUCAACUGAUGACCAUCAAAGUUGCGUCAGACUCCAUCCUCCUGAUCCAGAUGUUGACUUGGACUCAUCAGCCUCGCUCAGAAAUGUAAGAUCGGGCUUUUCUUGUGAAGAAGCGGAGGCAGGAGAAGAGAGGAUCACUCCAGCGCCGGAUGAUCUGUCGCGUGAGCGGCGGCGUCGGUCAGAUCACAGCUGCGCGAAGCCGCGGCGCGCCAGAACCGCGUUCACGUACGAACAGCUGAUGGCCCUGGAGAACAAAUUCCACACUACGCGUUAUUUAUCCGUGUGCGAGCGCCUAAAUCUCGCGCUGUCUCUGAGCCUGACCGAAACCCAAGUCAAGAUUUGGUUCCAGAACCGAAGAACCAAGUGGAAAAAGCAGAACCCUGGUGCUGAGAGUUCCCUGCAAUCCGCCACGAACUCUCUAUCCAACAUCAGCCCUACCUGUGGGUCCACAUCUGCCCUCCACCCUCCAUUCAGCACCGGGAACGUCUUCUUUCAUUCUGGUCCGGUGCACCUGGCAUCUUCCGGAGGGCUUUUCAAUCCGUUUUUGCCCGAUGGUUUUCUCCAGCCAGCAUUCUUCCCCCCACACUUAUGAAAUCUGGAAGCAGGAAUGAUCGUAGACUACGUGUAAAUGUGAAUUCAUAAAGUGGAUUACUUGUUCAGAGAUCCUCAGCAGGAUGGGGUUGGCUUUGGCUUGAUGUAAUAAUUGAUUAGGCCUAAAAAUAUUUAUAGCUGUUUUCCUUGAUAGUUAAGAUGGAUCCAACUCUGGGCCUCAAGAAUGAUAAAUCUGAAAGAUCUGCUCACACAAACGCAAUAGAUAAUCUGAGAAUCAAAUCAUGGACUGGCCCACACUGGCAACUGGAUUGUAUAUAUUUAUUUUUAUUUUGUAUAUAUAG
This is a messenger RNA of Carassius auratus (goldfish), 1201 nucleotides long. Its product is annotated as NK1 transcription factor-related protein 2-like. Lineage: Eukaryota; Metazoa; Chordata; Actinopteri; Cypriniformes; Cyprinidae. The record is from RefSeq and is a predicted model, not a curated record. Gene Ontology annotation, cellular component: nucleus. The transcript is spliced from 2 exons. Gene Ontology annotation, biological process: cell differentiation; regulation of transcription by RNA polymerase II. The coding region runs from base 82 to 900 and encodes 272 amino acids. Gene Ontology annotation, molecular function: RNA polymerase II cis-regulatory region sequence-specific DNA binding; DNA-binding transcription factor activity, RNA polymerase II-specific.